AUGCCAGUGGUGCUGACCAGUUCACCACCCCCUCACCCUAUCAGGGAUCCAAAAUGCCCAGGUGCAGCCGGGAAAUGUCCUGGGAAAGUCGGACAUCUGGCAUGCAAGAACACCAUCACUCGGAUCGAUGAAAACACCAUAACAAAAUGGGGGAUUCUCCGACACCAUGGCACCCAAAACCACCCAUGGCCAGCCCCAAAGAAGCCGGACCCACUAGCCAAGCUCAAGCUCAAGAAGGAGAUUAUGAAAAACCCAACUGCUGGGGCUUUCAAGCUCAAGUUAGGCAAGCCAACAGCCCCUUUGAACCCAUUUGAGAGUGUGACCCAGAUCCACGAGGCCUUUGUGAACAUGGAUCGGUUGCGCUACCAUCAUCGACUUGUCCUCACCGAACUCGGAGUCAACCCAGAGAAGGGAGGAGCUGGAUUAGGAGAUAAGUUCUUACAUGAUAUGUUUCAAUGGAACCACAUGGGGCUUCUCAUCAUUUCAUCAUCUUUCAAACCAGGUAUCAAACAUUUCACUUUCCAAACGAAGUGGAUGGGGGAACGAUUGGUCACCCGUGAUCACAACAACGAGGUUUACAGCGGGGGGCUCCUAUCGGACGUGACCUACAGACUCUUUGAGACCGGCUAUCUACUAUCUAUUUUUCCAGAUUGA
This is a messenger RNA of Puccinia graminis f. sp. tritici CRL 75-36-700-3, 654 nucleotides long. RefSeq lists its product as uncharacterized. The coding region runs from base 1 to 654 and encodes 217 amino acids. Lineage: Eukaryota; Fungi; Basidiomycota; Pucciniomycetes; Pucciniales; Pucciniaceae. The record is from RefSeq and is a predicted model, not a curated record. The transcript is spliced from 5 exons.